Molecule: messenger RNA, 517 nt
Organism: Frieseomelitta varia
Lineage: Eukaryota; Metazoa; Arthropoda; Insecta; Hymenoptera; Apidae
Gene: SmF
Product: small nuclear ribonucleoprotein F
Exons: 3
Coding region: 171-437 (88 amino acids)
Biological process (GO): spliceosomal snRNP assembly; mRNA splicing, via spliceosome
Cellular component (GO): U1 snRNP; catalytic step 2 spliceosome
Molecular function (GO): RNA binding
Source: RefSeq, a predicted model, not a curated record
CAUAAUCGUCAUAUGACGAGUUAGAGCAUGCGAUGUGUCGCGUCGUGGCGAUAGCAAUUUCUAACCUAAGUGAUUCAUGCUAAAGCGUCUUGUUUUCAUCAAACUGAGAAAAUUUAAAGUGUUUUUCUUUUAUCAUCUUUGAAAUAUAAAUUAAAAAAAAAUAAUACACAAUGGCUGCAACAAUGCCAAUAAAUCCAAAACCAUUUUUAAAUGGUUUAACUGGUAAACCAGUUAUGGUAAAACUCAAAUGGGGCCAUGAAUAUAAAGGUUAUCUUGUCUCUGUUGAUGGAUACAUGAAUUUACAAUUAGCUAAUACAGAGGAACAUAUAGAUGGAAAUUGUACUGGCAAUCUUGGUGAAGUUUUAAUCAGAUGUAACAAUGUAAUGUACAUAAGAGGUGUGGAAGAGGAAGAUGAAGAAGGAGAAAUGAAGGAUUAAAUUUCAUAUUUAUAGAUUUAAAGAUAACACUUUUUAUUUUUAAAUAAAAUUAAAAUAAUAAUAAAAUCAUGUUUUUUAAA